CGCACCAGGUCUGGGGCUAGCCAAUAAACUAAUUUGUCCACCAAGUUAAGGAUUAGUGCUAGCAACUAAACAGAGUUUGUUUCAGAAAUAACGUCACCGUUAUUAUAUCACUCGUUUAUCAUAAUAACGGAACACGAGCUUUCUUAACUUGUUUGAUAACGAUAAGUAUACUAUUUGGCUGGCUAAAUGACCAAGUUGGUUAAUGGGUUUACAUGUAUUUCUAGGUUAGCAGCAAAACCUUUCAUUUUUAACGGUUUUAUCGGGUGGCAGAAUGAUGGAUGCCUUGGCAGUGGUGACCCAACUGCGGGAUCUAGCUUCCGAGCCUCAGAACCGUGAAGCUAUAGUUCAGGAUCAGGGUUGUCUUCCUGGUCUCGUCCUUUUUUUAGACCACAAAGACUCUAAUGUCCUCCUCGCCACUCUUCAAACCCUGCGGUAUCUGGCAGAAUUGACACAAAAUAUAAGCACCAUGAAGAAUGAACUGGGCAUGAUGGUGAGCCUGGAAAACCUGAUGGAGAAAGAGGGUUUGACGGAUGACAUAACUGUCCUGGCCAAAGAUGUGUACGACGUUCUGACCGGGCCAGUCAACACACAAACAUUCAGAACUCCAGCACAACAGCAAAGGAGAAACAAAUCCCAGUUCUUCAUCAACACCUCCAAUAAGAAGGCAAAAACAGUCACCUUACAAAUCGAGGGCCUAGAUGGGUCGGACCAGCGUGGGAUGUGUGAGGAGGCUUUACUGAAGGUCAAAGGGGUCAUCAGUUUCACAUUCCAGAUGGCCAUGAAGAGGUGCACCAUACGCAUUCGCUCCGACUUGCCCACUGAGAAUCUGGCCACUGCUAUUGCGUCAACUAAAAUCCUGCAGGCCCAGCAGGUAGUGAAGAAUGAUACUGGGGAGGAGGUCCUGAUCCCCCUCAGCAUGUCCAGCACCGCCAUCCAGGAGAACUCCCAGGUGCCCGACUACCUCCCCGAGGACGAGAGCCCGGAGAAGGAGCUGGACCGCGCUGUCUCUCGGACCGGCGCCAAGGAGGACGGCAGCGGGAGCUGGCUCAACACGGCGGCCAGCUUCCUCACCCGCUCCUUCUACUGGUAAAGGUCACAGGGGACUGUUCACGGCACUCGGAAAGCGACCAACCACUGCCUCUCAGGGGAAUGCUAACAACCGGAUGAACACGAACGCUUCUGUUUCCACGUCAACCUGCACACUGCUCCUACGCUCGGUGUGAGAAGGUGAUGGGGAGAUUGCAUCCCAGUCAGUGCUGCUUUCAACACUUCCAGAUUUGCGUCCUCCUUCUGGGUCGACGCCUCCCUGCUACAUGCUCUGCCGAGACCCUGGGUCAUUAUGGAGAUGGGGUUAGCCAGUGGGCUAAGCCAGUGCCUCAUUCAACACUGGUGUAACUCUUGCUUUCUCCUACAGGGUUGAUGCCCACUGUGUCUUUGGCAGAGGGCUCCAGAUCAUUACCAGAGCUGAUUAGUUAUUCAUCCUCAAAUUGGCCAUGCACCCUCAUGAACUAUUGCUAGCUAGAUGAUUAAUACAUGUGUGGUAGAUAGACCGAUCCAUAGAGGGUUUGUUGAUGCUGAUUCAUCCACUGAGUAACAUGGAAAUGUGGUUGCUUCUCACGGGGUACUUCUGCAAAGCUCUUUGUUUGUUUUCCAUGUUCAUAUUUGUUCAGUAUGUCUGUCUGUACUAUUUUCUGUCCUGUUUCCCUGUUGUAACUGUUUUUUUUUCCCCAGUUGACUUGUGUGUGUGUGUGUGUGUGUGUGUGUAUAUAUAUAUAUAUUCACAAAAACGGAAGUGCAUUUUACUCUGUAAAAAUAACUUGUUCAGUUUAGUGUGUUCAGGAACAAUAUGUUUGUGCUGGACAUUUUCUUGGCUCUGCAUACAAGUACAAAUGGGUUUUCUUGGACUAGAAUGACACGUACACUGUGGUUGAAAACAUAGGGGAAAUAAUUUGUGUAAAAAUGAUCCAAGUGCUACACUUGGUACAGUGAUUGACUGAAACAUUAGCCUGCUAUUUUAUGUCCAGCAAAUGUAUGGGCCAAUAAAACUGGAUCUAAUGUUA
Alosa alosa (allis shad) is the source of this 2060-nucleotide messenger RNA. It is a transcript of the gene armc1l, whose product is annotated as armadillo repeat containing 1, like. The record is from RefSeq and is a predicted model, not a curated record. Gene Ontology annotation, molecular function: protein binding; metal ion binding. Bases 272 to 1090 code for a protein of 272 amino acids. The transcript is spliced from 7 exons. Lineage: Eukaryota; Metazoa; Chordata; Actinopteri; Clupeiformes; Clupeidae.